AAGACUUUACGAAAAACGUGCAUUGGGUUUUAUAUUCGUUUUAUCGUCUUUUCACUAAGAUGCAGUUUGGUUUUAGUCAUAUUUUAGUCAUCUGAAUUGUAUUUUUAAUUAAGUCUUGUUUUAGUCAAAUAAAAUUGAAAGGGUUUAAGCUAAAGUGUAAUUGAAUGUGUCACACUGACAAAUAUAUAAGUGCUGUGAUAUAAAUAUUCUUUCAUAUCCUGAAAAAAGUCAUAACCUUAAAGGUAUAGCGGAAGAUUUUCGUUUUCCGGGUGGAUCAUCAGGACUAUUGGUCAUCCCAGAUGUCAAUCAUUCUGAUUAUAUGUUGACGUAUAACCGUCGUACGUGCUCGCCUCUAGGUUCGCUUGCUGCACAUGCGCACUUUCAAGUGUAUGUGUGUUGUGCUACGGUUUCAACCAUUCAUUGAAGCUGUGUUUUUUUUCAAAAUGUCUGAGGGUCGCAAGAGAAAAAGUGUCUACGAAUUGUAUGACAAGAAGAGAAAGGACUAUAAAGAAAGAAACAAGACCAGAAUGUUUAUGGGAGACUAUUUCACACGCUGGCUGCUGUUGUGAGCUAAAAGGACAGGUUGGGCUUCCCACGCGAAGUUUCUACUGGAAAGGUACGUUCUGUCAUGCUAUUUGGAGAAUCCAUUUAAAAUCACUGCUAGUAAAAGUUGAUGUAAGCUAUGAUUAGCGAUGCUAGCCCUGGCACAAGUCACGAACCGCACAGACACGGUAAACAUGCCGACAGAAACUUGUAAACAGAGCGAAGAGAAGAACUGAGCUCCUGCAUGCUCUCUCUCUCUGUCUCGUGCACGCGUUUAAUAGGCGUUCCCUCUCGGGAGGAGGGAGGGAGAGUGUUGCGUGUGCAUUUUUUUAAAGAUAUCGAGGGGCGGUUCUUUUAAAUAAUUCGGGAAAAUCUUCCGCUAUACCUUUAAUAUUUCAGAAAAGUCUAUUAAUUAGAGUUCUGUAGGUUCUGUAGGAGACAGAGGACACUGGACUAUGAAUGACAUUAUCAGUUUAUUCAAAGAAUGCAUUGAAAUAUUAUUGUUCGCUAAUAUCUACACAGAAGCUGUGUGGCUUUAUUAAAUGCAAAAGUUAACCUGAAAAUUUUUUAGAUUUCCUUUAAGAACCCUAGGAUUUGCCUGAAUUAUGACCUUAUUUGAAAGGGUCAUGAAUAAUAAUGUUGAGCUCUGCUCUGAUUGGCUGUUUCUCCUUCAGUAGCUCUGUGUUUGUGUGUAAACAGAUCUUAUGUAUAAGCCUGUAUUAGGGAUGUUGCUGUGUGGAAAUUUUCCCACCGGUUAAUUGGCUUGUGACAAACCUGGUGAUCCUGGUAUUACCAGGUGGGAGGGGCUUAUAGAUGCAUGUGCAGCCGUGCCCAUUUUACUUUCACUUUUGAAUUAAAGGCAAUUGUUUAAAUGCAGCGCUUGCGUAAACUGCUUUAAGUCGCUUAUGAAUCCGCGUGCAGCAGUGAUUUUUAUUCAACAGUGUCUUGUAAAUAGUAAAACAAAAGUCAUGGACAAAAAUGAAGGGAUCCCUAACCUAAUAUUUUUCUGCAAUCAAACGAUUUAUUUAGCUCUCUGUACCUGUUAACAGGUAGUUUGACGCAUUGUUCCUGAGCAAACUGCUCCAGUUCUCUCAGUUUCAUGGGUGUCUUCUCCAGACAGCAAGUUUCAGCUCUUUCCAAAGAUGUUCCAUAGGAUUCCGUUCAGGAUCCUGCAUAGAGUCGUGGCACACUGUGCCAGGUGCAGCAAAACAGCCAAAAAACAUAAUCCUCCGUGUUUUACUGUAGGUAUGAAAUAUUUAAAGUUUAAGCAGACUUUCAAUGUAACCCAUGGGCAUCCUAAAAUACAGAUGAAAAUGAUCAUGAUACAGUGUGAACUCUUGUAAGGUGCUUCCAAUAACGCUGUCUUUCCUUUUCUCAGUCAAAACAAAAAUCUUCUCAUCCUCGCUUCUGCUGCUAGAGAACUCCACCAUACGUGUGUGUGUGUGUGUGUGUGUGUGUGUGUGCGCUCGUGCGUGUGUUUCCUUUAGUGCUAUGAGCCAAGUUUAAAUUAUGCCGUCUUGGCAGUGAAACAAUUAAAUAUUUAGCUGAUGCUUUUAUCCAUGGCAACUUACAUUGCAUUUAAGAUAUAUGUUUUAUUAGUGUGUGUUUUCUUAGGGAAUCAAAGGCAAAUCCUUUGAUCUCUUAACCUAAAGGCUUACAUGAAAGAAGACAGUUUGAUAAGAAGUAUCAGAAGGAAAGUCUUUGAACAUUGACCGUGCUGCGGUAAAGCAGCAAACCGUGCCUUCACACCAAGGACGAAAUAAUUGUUCGCCUUGAGCAAUAUCACAUCCGGUAGAUAGGUGUUGCUGAUCAAGACUGCAUUUAUGCCUGUACGCUUGGUGCCGUAACCCACUUUUCAGAUGUCCAGCUUAUUAUUUGUUUUUAUUUCAUUUAUUACAUAUUGCAUUAUUUAUCAUUCAUUUAUUUUAUCAUUUACUUUUAUUCUUAUUUUUAUUAUUCUUUUCUGUUUUAUAAACAUUUAGUUUAUAUUAUAUUCAUUUCAUUGUAUUUAGUUAUUCUAUUUUGUUGUUUAAAUCUUAUGAGCUGUAUUGUCUUUUAAUGCUGAUAUAAUAAUAAAUCAUAUAAUAAUGCAGUACAUUUUCACUGUCUGUGUAACGACACAGGGUUAGGGUCUUUGCUUCUAGUCAGACAAAGUUAAUCUGAUAAUCGACAUCGUCAGACAGACCAUUGAGAAUACAACUAAGAUUAUUCAAUAAACCACUUUUAUUUCAUAACAAUUUUAAUUCAAUUUUUAUUUAUAUAGCGCUUUUCACAAUUUGGUAAUUGUUUCAAAGCAGCUUUACAUUAAUAGAAGCAGUGAAAAGCACAGAAAAUCGACAGAUAGCACAACAUAAUACACGAUAGCACAAGCACCUAAAUUUGCUGCGGCUAUAAAUCAACAUUAAAGCGAAUUUAUUACUAAUGUAACUUAAAGAAGUUAAGCCCAAGAAGGCUGCCUCCCCGGGUUGAAAAACCACCUCGGAGAAAAAAACCCCAGACUUUUUAGCCGGGGAAGUAAAAAAGUCCUAGGAGGGAAAAACCCUAUAUAUUAUAAAUACACACAAACACAUUGAAACGGAUAAGGAGAUUAAGCGGGUUCUGCUGGUGGUCAUUGGUCAGGCAUCAGCUGGGCAUCACGUUGAAGAACAGCCAGUAGAUCAGAGGUGUGCCGACUUUCACAUUUACCAGAACUGGAUCUGUUUGUCUCAUUGUCCUAGGGAUCGAGGACGAGACGGGGAGAGGGAAACAAAAUCUUAUUAGCGUAGGGGCCGUUCACAUGUAAAGCAAGUGUCACACAGUGAUGUGGUUUAAGUCAGCUCGGUUCCGGACAGGCUAACUAUUGCUGGUUAAGUGUAUUACAUAUAGUUGAUGAUUUUAGAAAAUUUGUGGGCCCAGGGUGAGUCUAUGUAUGGGGCCCCCCAUAUGAUCUUUCAAACAGAAACUCGUUUCUUAACACUUUGUCUUUUGUCUGCUGUUCUUCUCUUUAUCUUUGAUCUGUUGAUUUGAAGUAAAAACUCAUAACAGAGUCGAUAUUUGAGUACAGAUUCAGUGAUUUCCUAACAGGAAUGGGUAGAAUUUCAGAUUGUAGUGGCAAAAAAAAUCCAGGGGCCAAACAAAAAUUACAAUUUAUCAAAAACACAGAAUGUAUUCAAAGAUCAUCCCCAGUCAUCUGUCUGCAUUUAUAUAGUAACAUCAAACCCUUCUUAUCUGAGAUGACGUACACUCUCUGCAUAUUAUUGAUCCUGCCACAGUUAUUUAUUACUUCAAUGUUUGUCAUUGUAAUCGUGGGGAAAGUGCAGCUUGACUCCUUUAACUAAAAGGAAUUAAAUAUCACUAUGGCAUUAAAUAAAGUGUUGUUCACUUCUAGUGCAGUAAUCAUUAACACAUUCAGUGCUCUGUGAAUCUGUGAAGCCCACAAAAAGACUACCAAAUAUUCCCCCCAUGGACUAAUUAGUCCAUCAACCAGUAAGAGCAUUGCAUCAAAACCUUGUCUAAAUAUAGUCGUCAACGAACCUUUUUCACGUGACGAACACGAGACGAGACGCAACAGGUGUGUUCGACUUCAUGCGGCGCUGCGCAGAACGAUCGGCGGCUGACUUGAAGCAGUGCAUUCCGGUUAGUAAUUUUGUCCGACUUGAGCUGGCGCUGCAGGCACGUGACUGUGUCAGAUGGUUUUAAAGAACCGCGAGAGCGAUUUGAGAUCAGCCGCCUGAGGCUAUGUUUACACGUGGGCGGCUAUUUUCAUAAACUGACAUUUCAACCUCUCCGGUUUCAAAAAUAAUAUCGUGCACACAUGUCAGUUUUCAGUGUUUAUUUAUACGUACUUGUGCAUACAUUCCAUCAAGAGAAGCUCAAUCCCACGUAAGCCAAUCACCGGCAGCGCUGGUGGUGACGCGAACUGGUUCUUCAUGUUGGUGGGAGGAGUUGUUGCAGUAGAUGAUCGAUAACGUCAAAGUACCGCGAGAGUGAGUUGAGGAAUCACACGUAGAGGUCUAACUUUGAAUCGCUCUCGCGGUACCUUGACAUCAUCUGUCUGUCGGUUCUUGCAGCGCCCAUGAAGUCAAACACGUGUAAAAUUGCUGACAUCCGAGCUCUCUUCUCUGCUCCUCGACAUAAUGGAGCAGCUGUAUUUGCAAAUACAAGCACACGAAACGAGUUUGCAGGAACAUAAAUGUGAUCUUGGAAGCGUUCAGAGUAGCAGUCACAUGUAAACAUAGGUCGCACUUUUGACGUAGGUGCGAGCUCUGGUGCAUACUCUGUGACGUUGCCUGCUUAAACAUCCAUUUGUCUCAGUUUACAUGCAACCGAAGAUUUUCAAGAUCUCCACUCUGGCCGGAGUUUUUAGAAACAAUCGGUUUCAGAGGCGAGUUCUUCGUUUGCGUGUAAACGAGGGCCACAAACGAAGGUAAAUCUCUCAGUUUUUAAAAAUAACCAUGUACGUGCAAACAGGGCCUAUGUCAGCCAGCGCAGUUUCCGAAGAGGAGCUGCACGGGCUGCUACAUGACGACACAGAUGUUUCACGAUUGGUCGGAUUCACCACAUGACAACAAUCACGUGUGUUUCGUGUUUAUUUUUCACCCCUGCAGUUCCACAAAUGCUCAUAAAUCUGUAUUUUAUAACAGUUAAAGCUCUUUUCAUGUAGUCGCGAUGUUAUAUUGUGUCAUGUUUAUCAAAAUAAAAUGGAUUAAAAACGUAGACCCCACUACAUUGGUAUUUAAAUAAUAUAUGCUUAUGUUAAACUUUAUUCCUGUAAAAACAGAUGCUGCAAGCCUCUUCAAUUCCACUCAUGCUCAUACACGGACAUUCAAAACAGUAUAAUUUACUUUUUAUGUUGUUUACAUCUUACAAAUCAUGUUUACUGUGAUAAAAUCAGAGCAUCUUCCAUGUCUGGAAUGGAUGUAUUCUUGAGUCUAUAAGGUAACAAUAAUAACUUUUGUUUGAAAUGGGUUUGGCUAAAAGAAAAUAUUGUUUUGUCUAUACUACAACUAUUAUAUGGGUUAAAUAGAAUUGCAUUACUAAAAAAAGAGACUAAAAUACAAUUUCACUGACUAAAACUAGACUAAAAUAGUCAUGGAUAAGUCUGAAUAAAAUAAGACUAAAAUGCCCAGACUUUUAGUUGACUAAAACUUGGCUAGACUAAAAACAGUAUGAACGUGACUAAAACUAUUAAAAACUUAAAUAACAGCUUGACACAAAGACUAGACUAAAACUAAAAUUAAAACAGGCUGCCAAAAACAACACUACAGAGAACUCAUACAGGUGAAAAACCUUACAAAUGCUCUCAGUGUGAGAAGACGUUUGCGCAGUCAAAUAAGCCCAUCAGAGAAUUCACACUGGAGAGAAACCUUACGUCUGCACUUAAUGUGGAAAGAGCUUCACUGGUUUAAGUACUUUUAAACAGAAAUAAUUGUUUGCCUUGAGCAAUAUCUCACCUGGCAGAUAUGUGUCAUUGAUCAAGACUGCAUUUUACGCCUGUACAUUUGGUGGCUUAACACAUUUUAUCAGAUGUCCAGCCUAUCAUUUAUUUUCUUUCAUUUAUUUCAUUAUUUCAUUCAUUAUCAUUCGUUUAUUUUAUCAUUCACUUUUAUUCUUAUUUUUAUUAUUCUUUUCAAUUUUUAUAUACAUUUAGGUUAUAUUAUAUUCAUCUAGUUAUUCUAUUUAGUUAUUGUCUUUUAAUGCUAAUAUGAGUCUCCAAUGUUCUCCAUCUCAAGGUUCAAAUGAAUGUCAAGAGAUUGUUGUGAAACAAUACAUUUUCACUGUCUGUGUUUGGAAUAACAACACCUGAUAAAAAAGAAAUGCUGUGUUGCUUCAAGUGUCUCGACCGCCAUGCUCGGGGCGGGACUCUCGCUUCAGCCAAAAUUCUCAUAAACGACAGACCCAACAAACGCUUAAACGAGAUCCCUGCGCUUCCUGACCACAAGCACGUGCUCUGGUGUGACCCUGUUGGAGAAGAGUGUUAUGCUUAAAAGCACCUUCAGUUGUGUUGGGUGUUGAGAUGUUGAUGAUGAAAUCAGAAGAAACUGAUGAGGGUUUACAGGAUGAGGAAUCUACUGAUCAAACCUCCACAGAGUCUCUGGAUUCUGUCUGUAACGCUGGAGAACAGCAGCAGAUCCUGCAAAACAAACUCAAGAUGUGUUCAGUUAAACUCAUCGACUGCAGGAACCUCAUGAUGAAGAUGAGAAGAGAAACCACAGAAGAGGAAGAAGACUGUUAUGAUGAUUUCGACAGUGACAAUGAAUUUAUUCCUUCGGAUGAGAAGAGUGAAUCAUGUUCUGAUGGAGAAACGUCCUCAACAUCAAAAGAGCGACGGACAGCACAAACUCUUUCCUGCAUCACCUGUGGAAAGACAUUCAGCUCACAGAGACAUUUAAAGAGACAUGAGAGAAAACACACAGAACAGAAACUCUUCACCAGAUCUGAGAUCAGCUUUACUACCUUACAAAAGAAGAAACUUCAUUCAGAAGAGCACGCAGACAAGAAGAAGUCGUCAAAAUUCUUAUCUCAUCAGAAACGCCACAUGAGGACAAACAGUGAUGAAAAGCCUAACCACUGCAGCAGCAAACAAAGUCCUGUUCAUCAGAGAAUUCACACAGAAGAAAAACCAUACAAGUGUCCUCACUGUGAGAAGAGAUUCAGACAUAAAAAACUCAUGAGGAAACACAUGCGUUUACACACCAGUGAGAGACCGUAUCAGUGCAGUCAAUGUGACAAAUGUUUCAACGCCAAAGACAAUCUUGUUGUUCAUCAGAGAGUUCACACUGGAGAGAAACCUCAUCACUGUAGUGUUUGUGGGAAGAGUUUUAAUAAACAUGACCAUUUAGUGUCACACCAGAGAACUCAUACAGGUGAAAGACCUUACAAAUGCUCUCAGUGUGGGAAGAUGUUUACUCAGUCAAGUCACUUAAAAACCCAUGAGAGAGUUCACACUGGAGAGAAACCUUACGUCUGCUCUCACUGUGGAAAGAGCUUCUCUGAUUUAUCUCAUAUGAGAAUCCAUCAGAGAGUUCACACGGGAGAGAAACCUUAUCACUGUAAUGUUUGUGGGAAGAGUUUUAAACAACAUGCCAAUUUAGUUUCACACCAGAGAACUCAUACAGGUGAAAGACCUUACAAAUGCUCUCAGUGUGAGAAGACGUUUACUCAGUCAAGUAACUUAAAAACCCAUGAGAGAGUUCACAGUGGACAGAAACCUUACGUCUGCUCUCAAUGUGAGAAGAGCUUCACUGAUUUAUCUCAUUUGAGAAUCCAUGAGAGAGUUCACACUGGAGAGAAACCUUAUGUCUGCUCUCACUGUGGUAAGAGCUUCACUGAUUCAGGUUCAAUGAGAAAACAUCUGAGAGUUCACACUGGAGAGAAACCUCAUCACUGCAGUGUUUGUGGGAAGAAUUUUAGUCUACAUAGCCAUUUAGUGUCACACCAGAGAACUCAUACAGGUGAAAGACCUUUCAAAUGCUCUCAGUGUGAGAAGACGUUUGCUCAUUCAGGUUCCUUGAAAGUCCAUGAGAGAAGUCACACUGGAGAGAAACCUUACGUCUGCUCUCAGUGUGGAAAGAGCUUCUCUGAUCCAAGUUUUGUUAAAAUUCAUCAGAGAGUUCACACUGGAGAGAAACCUUAUUACUGUAAUGUUUGUGGGAAGAGUUUCAGUCGUCCAGGCAGUUUAGUGUCACACCAGAGAACUCAUACAGGUGAGAAACCUUACAAAUGCUCUCACUGUGAGAAGACUUUUGCUCGGUUAUAUUCCUUAAAAGUCCACAAGAGAAUUCACACUGGAGAGAAACCUUACGCCUGCUCUCACUGUGAAAAGAGCUUCUCUGAUUUAGGUUCUAUGAGAAUUCAUGAGAGAACUCACACUGGAGAGAAACCUUAUUACUGUAAUGUUUGUGAGAAGACUUUUUAUCAACAUAGACAAUUAGUUGUACACCAGAGAACUCAUACAGGUGAAAAACCUUACAAAUGCUCUCAGUGUGGGAAGACGUUUGCUCGAUUAAGUCACUUACAAACCCACGAGAGAGUUCACACUGGAGAGAAACCUCAUGUCUGCUCUCAAUGUGGAAAGAGCUUCUCUACUUCAAGUGCUUUUAAAGUUCAUCAGAGAUUUCACAUUGGAGAGAAACCUCAUCACUGUAAUGUUUGUGGGAAGAGUUUCAGUGGACAUGGCGGUUUAGUGUCACACCAGAGAACUCACACAGGUGAAAAACCUUACAAAUGCUCUCAUUGUGAGAUGACUUUUGCUCGGUCAUUUACAUUAAAAACCCAUGAGAGAGUUCACACUGGAGAGAAACCUUACGCCUGCUCUCACUGUAAAAAGAGCUUCACUACUUUAACUCAUUUGAGAGUCCAUGAGAGAAUUCACACUGGAGAGAAACCUUACAUGUGCUCUCAAUGUGGAAAGAGCUUCAUUAGAAGAUAUCAUUUGAGAAAUCAUGAGAGAAUUCACACUGGAGAGAAACCUUAUCACUGUAGUGUUUGUGGGAAGAGUUUCACUCGAAGUCACCAUUUAGUGUCACACCAGAAAACUCAUAAAAGUUAAAGACUUUACGAAAGACGUGUACUGGGUUUUAUAUUCGUUUUUUCGUCUUUUCACUAAGAUGCAGUUUAGUUUUAGUCAUAUUUUAGUCAUCUGAAUUGUAUUUUUAAUUUAGUCUUGUUUUAGUCAAAUAAAAUUGAAUGGGUUUAAA
This is a messenger RNA of Misgurnus anguillicaudatus (oriental weatherfish), 9221 nucleotides long. The record is from RefSeq and is a predicted model, not a curated record. Lineage: Eukaryota; Metazoa; Chordata; Actinopteri; Cypriniformes; Cobitidae.